UACAUGUUUUCCGGUAUCCUCCCCUAACGUUAAAUAGCGCCGAAACAAAAUUAUCUUUUACAUUUUGGUGAAAUAUUCCACACAGUCAUGGCUACUACGAUGGGAAAGUCAUUCCGAGUUUAUCAUAAAGUUGGUCCACCAUAUUCCGUGAUUCUGGAGGCGAGAAAUAAACAAGAAACACUUCUUUUUGAGUCGGAGGCGGUCGCCGUGCUGAGCAUUGCUGAAACAGAAAGUUUGAGAAAGCAGUACCAGAAAAUGACGGAUGCUUACGGGUGUUUAGGUGCUCUCAGACUCAAUGUUGGUGAUGAAUCACCGGUGUUCUUAGUCCUAGUGACGGGAUGCUCUUCCGUAGGUAAGGUCCAGGAAUCAGAAAUCUUCCGCAUCACAUCCACCCUCUUCAUCUCGUUACGGAAUAACUCCAGCGACGACGAGCGCGUCAGCGAAGUCCGCAAGCUCCUCAACUCGGGCACGUUCUACUUCUCGUGGUCGGCAUCGACGAAAUCGAGGUUUGAUCUCAGUCUGUGCGCGCAAAGGCAGAAACAAGAUCACGUCACAGACAAUCGAUUUUUCUGGAAUCGAGCCUUACAUCUUUACCUGCAGCGGUUUGAUGUGAACUGCUCCGACUGGUUGCUGAAGACCAUGUGUGGAGGGGUGGAGGUGCGGACUGUCUACUGCGGUACCAGGCAAGCUAAGGCAUGUAUCAUCUCGAGGCUGAGCUGCGAGAGGGCUGGUACUCGGUUCAAUGUCAGGGGGACCAACGACGACGGCCAUGUCGCAAACUUCUGCGAAACAGAGCAGGUGAUAUUCCUUGAUAAUAAAGUCACAUCAUUCAUUCAGACGAGAGGGUCGGUACCUUUGUUCUGGGAGCAGCCGGGUAUACAGGUUGGAGUUCACAGGGUCAAGAUGUCACGAGGCUUUGAGGCAUCAGCCCCGGCUUUUGACCGUCAUCUAACCAUGUUGAAGGCUCACUACGGGGAUCAAGUCAUUGUCAACCUACUAGGACACAAAGAAGGGGAGGACAUGCUGAGUAAAUCAUUCCAGAAUCAUCUAAAAGCCUCAUCCCAUGUUCAAGAUACACCCCACAUACUGUUUGACUACCAUCAGAUGUGUAAAGGGAAAACCGAUAACCUCCACCUCCUCAAGAAAAAGGUGGCCGCGGACGUUGACCGCUUCGGUUUCUUUUACAGCGAGGGGGAGGAAGUCGUACGACAUCAGACAGGGACGAUCAGGACAAACUGCCUCGAUUGCUUAGACAGGACGAAUGCUGUACAGACCUUCUUCGGACAAGAUAUGCUGGCUAAGCAGUUGGAAGCUCUUGGUGUUACCAGCAAACCUCAGAUCAUGUCACGAUUCUUAGAAACAUACAGGACCAUAUGGGGUUUGAGUGGUGACCAUAUUAGCAGGAUAUACGCCGGUACAGGCGCGUUAGAAGGCAAGACAACGGCUGGUAAGCUCCGGGAUGGUGCAAGAUCGGUGACGCGGACCAUACAGAACAACUUCUUUGAUGGCACAAAGCAAGAAUCUAUCGAUGUUCUUUUACUUGGAAGCUCAUUAGUAGGGACCCUGGCGGACAAGGCUAGCUCACUCUUACCGAGCAGUCAUUUACAUGCUUCACCGCACAUUCUGCAAGGUGUGUGCGAGAGGGAGGGGGACUUCACAUCGAGCUCGCGUUUCAGGAUAUGCGUCGGGACGUGGAACGUGAACGGAGGCAAGAACUCUCACAGCAUCGCGUUCAAGAACGAAUCUCUUGCCAACUGGCUUCUUGACAACCCACAGGUCGUAGAGGAAACCAAUCAAGGUUGUUCAGAGAUGGGCGUUGACUUCUCUGUUCCGAAUGACAUCUAUGCUAUUGGCUUUGAAGAAAUGGUUGAUCUGAAUGCUGGCAAUAUCAUUAGUGCAAGUACAACAAACCAAAGAAAAUGGGGAGUGGAUCUCCAAAAGACGUUAUCAAGAGAACACAAAUACGUUUUACUGGUGUGUGAACAGCUCGUCGGAGUGUGUCUCUACAUCUUCAUUCGACCUCAGCACGCACCGUUCAUCAGGGAUGUUGCCGUGGAUACGGUCAAGACUGGACUUAAGGGGGCAGCAGGCAAUAAAGGGGGUGUGGCAAUUCGAUUUGUCUUCCAUGGAACGUCCAUGUGCUUCGUAUGUGCUCAUCUGGCUGCAGGCCAGUCACAUAUCAAGGAUCGUAACGAUGAUUAUGCUGAGAUUAGCUCCAAGAUCAUGUUUCCUAUGGGCCGUACUCUGGAGAGCCAUGACUAUGUAUUCUGGUGUGGGGAUUUCAACUAUCGGAUUGAUAAGGACAACGAUGAAGUCAAAGAUCUAGUAGCCAUUCAUGACUAUGAAGCACUCAAGGAAUGCGAUCAACUCUUGAUUGAGAAACGCAAUGGAAAUACAUUCCAAGGAUUUUCGGAAGGAACGAUACGCUUUGCACCGACCUACAAAUACGACCUGUUUUCUGAUGAUUACGAUACAAGUGAGAAGAUGAGAACACCAGCCUGGACUGACCGCAUUCUAUGGAGAAGACACAAGCCAUUCUACUUCAAACAUAGCACAGAUAAUCCAUUUGAAGCUUUUCCUGAUAACUGGGAUCCAGGUCGCGUAUUGCAUUACGGUCGAGCUGAACUCAAGACCUCUGAUCACAGACCCGUGGUGGCCAUCAUCGAGGUCGAAGUCCAGUUGGUCGAUGAGGACACCCGGGAAUCAAUCUUCCAUGAUGUCUUCUGCCAGCAGGGCCCUCCCGACGCCACUGUCAUCCUCUCCCUCACUGACCACCAUGGCAACCAGGUAGCAUUUGCUGAAGAUGAUAUCGAUGAGGCGUUGGAGCUGACGGCGUCAGAAGGCGAUUCUAUACUCGUCAGGUUUGUUGGAUCUGACAUGCUGGUGACCUUCCGCCACGGACUCAGUGCUUUAUCCGCUCGGGAUAACCUCAACAAUCAAAGCAUUGGACAUAAGGUGCUCCAUGUGAAGCUGAAGAUGGAGGGGUGGUUGGAGCUGCUGGAGAAGGAGCUAGCUAUGUGUAGUCCGAACACGGAGAGACUUUUCAACCCGGUAUCCAGCAGUCUGCUCGGGGAGUCCUUUGACGUGCCGUCUAUGAGCUUUGACUUAGAAGACGAAGACGAGAACGGUCAAGAAUUUGGAUCCCUCAAACCGGACCUCCCUGCCCCCCUCCUACCAACCUUGGGUGGGUCAAGAUCGGGCACCCCUUCGCCCACGGUAGAACUCCAGGAGGGCCCAGAUCGGCCCAAGAGACCGCCCCGGCCUGCUAGGCCAGGCAGACCCCCUCCAAGGGGAGGGAAUGUGGAAGAGGUUCAGGCGGAGACUGAAGCCAAAGUUGCAUCCCAGAAACGCAUACCUCCCGCGAGACCUGGUCCCCCGACACGCCCUGCUAGACCCAAUGCGCCCCCCUCAAGACCCCAGGCUCCACCGGUAGAGGAGAGCAAGAGGAAAACCGAUGCCCCUCUAGUCAGGCAUCCCUCCAUUAUCAGUGAUCCUUACAAAGUGAGUCACACCAUGCAUGCAGAGAACCAUGAUGACGCUGUCAGACUUCUCCAGGAGAUUGGUACCAAUGUACCCCCAACCCUUUCCACCCCACCACCCGAUGCCACUAAGGUACCAACAGUGGCGCCACGAUCCUCUGCCAGUUUGAAAAGAACUACCCGUAGUGUGAACAACCUUGAUAGAAAUCGUAGUGAUAGUAGUGUACCUACACCCCUUGCCAACCCGUCUCCCUCUACCACCCAGGUACCAGUGGUGGCACCACGAUCUUCUGGUUCCUUGAAAAGGAAUACAAGUGGUGCCACAAUUGAUAAAUACAAUGAUAAUGCAGUUCUGCAGGAUGGAAAUGUGAGGUUAACUAACAGUGACAAGGUACCGUCAGUGGCACCGCGUCGUCCGGUGGCUAGACCCAGGAGUACAAUAAUCCCAGACUCUAAUUCCUUUGUCCAUCAGGAACCACAAUCUGAUCGACCAAAGGCUGAGGUACCACCUACCAGAGGCCCUUUACCAGCAAGCAGGCCUCCACCAAGACCAGCACCACCUGUGAUAGAAGGUUCAUCAGGAACACCAGCUGUGUUGUCAAUAGCACCGCCAGUACCUGCAAGUCGACCGCAAAGAUCAAGUGGUACGGAAGUAGAGGCACCGGCAGGCAUUCAAUCGGUACCUGACAGAAUGCCCUACGUACCACCAAGACCAUCGGCACCUCCUCGAUCUGCCAACAAUGGUGCCUUCACGGAAGUCCCAUUAGAUCAGGACUCCAUGAACACCAAUGGCACAGCACCUCAAAAUACUGCACCGCCUGUACCACGAUCCCGCCCAGCGAGACCUCCCCAGAGACCAGUUGAACCGGAGGAUAAUUCCUAUCUUGAUGCCAUGAUGAUCGAAACAGACUCCACAGACAAUUUCAUUAAUGAGCGAUUUGGAGAGUCUAAUGCUCCACCUUCUUUCAGUCCCCCUGAUCUCCCAUCGCCACAGGAGGUUGACACUGGUCCUCCGAUGGCACCACCACCAGUACCUCGCAACCGACCAAGACCUACCCCUGGUGCAAUUGUUCCACCACAGGUACCAUCAAGGCCAAGUAUUAGAUAGGAUAUAGUAUAUAUCAAUACAUGUUGUUUUGUAGCUGUUGUCUAUGUGAUUCCAGUGUUGAAUAUAGAAAUUAUUGCAAUAUUAUAUAUUUAAAUAAAUGUACAUGUAUGUUCACAGCCUCUAUCAUAACUUAUAUAUCAUAGUAUGUCUAAAUUUUAUUGUAUAUUAGGAUAACCUGAUUUUAACAAAUAUAUUAUGUACAAUGAUAUAAGAAAUUGUAUGCAUAUUUUUUUAUCAGCAUCCAAUAUUUCAUGAUGAAUUCAAUAUACUAAAAUCAGUGAAGAGAAAGUUCCAAAGUCAGAUAUUGGCCUCGUCUUACAAAGAGUUGCGAUUGGUCUGAUAAACCACGACUAUGGAAAGCGAGCAACGUCAAUGCAUGUUCAAAAUAUUGUCUAGACAUGAUCUCUGUAUUUCCUCAUCUAUUGUUUUCUUGAAAGUUCUGUGUGCUUUUUUUGUGUUUACAAAGGACAUUGUGCAAACUUCCCGU
This is a messenger RNA of Lytechinus variegatus (green sea urchin), 5074 nucleotides long. Its product is annotated as synaptojanin-1-like. The record is from RefSeq and is a predicted model, not a curated record. Gene Ontology annotation, molecular function: phosphatidylinositol-4,5-bisphosphate 5-phosphatase activity. Gene Ontology annotation, biological process: phosphatidylinositol dephosphorylation; synaptic vesicle endocytosis. The transcript has 23 exons. Lineage: Eukaryota; Metazoa; Echinodermata; Echinoidea; Temnopleuroida; Toxopneustidae. Bases 88 to 4587 code for a protein of 1499 amino acids.